GCGGCCGGCGCGGAGGGGCGGGGCCGGGCGGACCCGGGGAUCGUGUCCAGCCCGCCGCGUAGCGGACAUGGCGGGCUCUCGGCUCCCACGGCAGCUCUUUCUCCAGGGCGUGGCCGCCGUCUUCAUGUUCGCCUUCGCUUCCCUUUACACGCAGAUCCCGGGCCUGUACGGCCCCGAGGGCAUACUGCCUGCCCGGAGGACACUGCGGCCCCAGGGAAAGGGCCGCUGGCAGCAGCUGUGGGAGACCCCCACGCUGCUGUGGGAGGCGCCGCUUCUGGGGCUGGACACUGCCCAGGGCCUGGAGCUGCUGAGCCUGCUGGGCACCGUGCUGGCCCUGGGUGCCCUGCUGACCCGCCAGCUGCGCCACCCGCUCGUGUACCUGCUGCUCUGGGCCGCCUACCUGUCUGUCUGCCAGGUGGGCCAGGUGUUUCUUUAUUUCCAGUGGGAUUCCCUGCUGCUGGAGACAGGCUUCCUGGCCGUGCUGGUGGCCCCUCUGGGGCUGCCCCCCAACCACAAGCAGACCCCCCAGGGCAGGCCGGGAGGGGUCUCCCCCCAUGAAGGCCUCCCCUUCUGGCUCGUGCGCUGGCUGCUGUUCCGCCUCAUGUUUGCCUCGGGUGUGGUCAAGCUGACUAGCCGUUGCCCCGCAUGGUGGGGGCUCACCGCCCUCACCUACCACUACGAGACUCAGUGCCUGCCCACACCGGCCGCCUGGUUUGCCCACCACCUGCCCGUCUGGCUGCACAAGCUCAGCGUGGUGGCCACCUUCCUCAUUGAGAUUGCAGUGCCCCCUCUGUUCUUCGCUCCUGUUCGCCGCCUGCGGUUGGCUGCCUUCUACUCCCAGGUCUUGCUGCAAGUCCUGAUUAUCAUCACUGGCAACUAUAAUUUCUUCAACCUGCUCACCCUGGUGCUCACCACCGCCCUCCUGGACGACACACACCUGGCUGCCAAGUCUAGCACGAGCCGCCGCAAGAGGACACCCAGCUCCUGGCCCAAGGCCCUGCUGGCCAUGCUGACCCUGCUGCUGGAGUUGGCCGUCUACGGGCUGCUGGCCUACGGCGUGGUGCACUACUUCGGCCUGGAGGUGGACUGGGAGCAGCACGUCGUUCAUUCCAGAACCACGUUCACCUUCCACCAGCUCUCCCAGUGGCUGAAGAUGGUGACCCUCCCCACCAUGUGGCUGGGCGCGGCCUCUCUGGCCUGGGAACUGCUGACCGCCCUCUGGAGGUGGGUGCAGGUGCGAGGGUCGCUGCGGAAGCUCUAUGCUGCCGUGCAGUUGUCCGUCUUUGGCACUGCCACGGUGGCUCUGUUCCUGAUCAGCCUGGUGCCCUAUUCCUACAUGGAGCCCUCGAGCCAUGGGCGCCUCUGGACUGGGGCCCACCGCCUGUUUGGCACCGUGGAGCACCUGCAGCUGGCCAACUCCUACGGCCUUUUCCGCCGAAUGACGGGCCUGGGAGAUCGAGUUCAUGUACAAACCCGGGAACCUGAGCCGGCCGCCCCCCAUCGUGGUGCCCCACCAGCCGCGCCUCGACUGGCAGAUGUGGUUCGCGGCCCUGGGCCCCCACACGCACAGUCCCUGGUUCACCAGCCUGGUGCUCCGCCUCCUGCAGGGCAAGGAGCCUGUGAUCCGCCUCGUCCAGAACCACGUGCCCAGUUACCCCUUCCACCAGCAGCCGCCCACGUACGUGCGGGCCCAGCUCUACAAGUACUGGUUCUCGCACCCUUGGGAGCAGGGCCAAUGGUGGCGACGCCAGUGGGUGGAAGAAUUCUUCCCAUCCGUGUCCCUGGGGGACCCGGCGCUGGACAUGCUGCUCAGGCAGUUUGGCCUUCAGGACAAAAGCCCGCCCCGGGCCCGUGGCUCCAGCAACACCCUGAGCCAGGCUCUCCACUGGGUACGGAAACAGCUGUCUCCCCUGGAGGCCCCCGCCCUGCUCUGGGGGCUCCUGGGGGCUGUGGGGGCCAUCAAGGUCAUGCAGGCCCUGCUGGGCCCGCAGUCCCUGCCUCGGACCAAGGAGGAGAAGCACAAGCCAGCCCCCCAGGAGGACUCGGUAGCCGCCAGCAAGCAAGCUUCCCCAGCCCCCAACAUCAGCAGCGGCUCCCAGACCCCCCGGCGGAAAAAGUCGCCGUGAUCUGUCAGCCACAUGUCCUUAGAGGGUCAGGGUCGCGCUUGCCUCUGGCUCUCUGCCACAGGAGGGCCCAGCCGCCGUGCCUUAGCCAGCUGCCACGCAGACGCAGGUCAGGGUGCUGGCCUGUGGGGGGCGCCAGCCCUUCUGCUUCAAGGGCAUCCCCCCACCCCCACCACGUCCGGUCCCAGGACACCCUCUGGCCUGCUCGACGGCCCAGGAGGCCCAUGUGUCACCUGGCAAUCGGGGACCCUUGCUCUCUGCCCCCACGGCAGGGGUCCGAGUCUGAGCCCUGACCCCGGCUCCUGCACACGGGGUGGAGGUAGGGUGGGAUGAGGCUGACCUGCUGGGGAAAGGAGGGAAGACGCCCCAAGGUCUCCUCUACAGCAGCCUGUCUGCGCAUCCGGAUCCGUGAACCAAUAAAGGCAAUUGUGUCUGACCACA
Bubalus bubalis (water buffalo) is the source of this 2564-nucleotide messenger RNA. It is a transcript of the gene LMF2, whose product is annotated as lipase maturation factor 2. Lineage: Eukaryota; Metazoa; Chordata; Mammalia; Artiodactyla; Bovidae. Bases 68 to 2416 code for a protein of 782 amino acids. The transcript is spliced from 14 exons. The record is from RefSeq and is a predicted model, not a curated record. Gene Ontology annotation, biological process: protein maturation. Gene Ontology annotation, cellular component: endoplasmic reticulum membrane.